Macrosteles quadrilineatus (aster leafhopper) is the source of this 576-nucleotide messenger RNA. RefSeq names its product metaxin-2-like. Gene Ontology annotation, biological process: mitochondrion organization. The transcript has 3 exons. Lineage: Eukaryota; Metazoa; Arthropoda; Insecta; Hemiptera; Cicadellidae. The record is from RefSeq and is a predicted model, not a curated record. Gene Ontology annotation, cellular component: SAM complex. The coding region runs from base 140 to 436 and encodes 98 amino acids.
GUAAGUUGGAGGUUGGAGAAUUUAUAGUUUGUCAAUUCCAGUUGUCAAUAUUGUCAUACCAUUUUUUCACUAGUGGAAGUAAUUCAAAGAAGUCGUGGGAAUUUUUCAAAGCCCCUCAAUCCAUAGGGCUUCUGAAAUCAUGCCUUUACAACUGGUGUUGAAUAAUAUUGAUAGUGAAGUUGGAGCGAAUGAACCAUGGCCAGACGAUGUCAAGCUAUUCCAGCCUUUUGAAACAGAACAGAUUUUACUGCCGGAUAAUGCAAGCUCAUUGGCAGUCCAAGCAUUUCUUAGGAUGUGCAAUCUGCAAUAUGAAGUUGUUCAGAGACGAAAUGCUGAAGAAAUGUCACCCUCAGGGCGAGUCCCGUUCAUUAAAUGUGGUGCUUUUCUGAUAUCUGAACUGGAACCUCUUAUGAGCUUUCUUGAAAACAAGGUAUAACCAUUGACUAUUGGAUACAGAAGAAGACAUCCCAUCUAUAUGGAUCAGCUGUCGCCAAUUUUUUACUAAAAAAUAAUGUAGUUGUGUGAGCCAGUCACAGAUUGCGCUAGUGUCUAAAACUCUAUUUUGUACCUUAUUUU